Molecule: messenger RNA, 2212 nt
Organism: Phanerochaete carnosa HHB-10118-sp
Lineage: Eukaryota; Fungi; Basidiomycota; Agaricomycetes; Polyporales; Phanerochaetaceae
Exons: 8
Coding region: 739-1755 (338 amino acids)
Source: RefSeq, a predicted model, not a curated record
GUCUGUCCAUUUACCUGUCCUUGCUCCCAUUGCUCUCCUCGGAUUUGUGACCGACCCUAGCGCAGUAUGAACACGGCACAAUGGUUAAUCCAGCACAGCAUCAAGGGCUUCGUGGCUUCUGUCUUGUCAUCUCGUCACUGAUAUCAGUGAGUGUGGCUCUGACACGUAACAAAUCGGAAAGUUAGCUUCGUCGUCGGCUGAACGGUGCCUCUGCGCAUGCUGCUCUCAUGAUAAAGUUCCGUUUGAGACUCCAGGCAGAUUACCGUACGGCGUAGAGCACACUGCGGCGGAGUGACGCGCUCGUGGCAAAUUUUCUCACUUCUAGCCUACUCCACAUGAAGCAAGUUCCAGGAACGACUCGACACUCUGCACUGUCCGGUGCUGCCCUCUCCGACGAGCCACAUUUCCAACAAACCGCCAAGCGAGCGACGUUGUCGGCCGCAGAUUCUUCUGCUUUUCUUGGGGGCUCGGGCAAAGUCGCCUGGGAGAUCUCGACACUAGUAGCGCCAACGACAUAUCGUUCACAACGCACUUCUUUGCUUCCGCGCAGAUCCUAGUCUUUUACUCUUGCUUCCACCUACUACCUCGAAAAACCGGCCGUUUAAUGCUCCCCGGAGGAGCGGGCUUCGCUCGACUCACACUCCCCUGUUUAGCUCGAAUUCCUUUCGUUCCUGGAAGCUAGCCAUGGCAGACUCGGGCAAGUUCCCGAUAGCGGAAGCCCAGCUUGUCGGGAUGUUCAUGGAAAGCGUGGCCUAUGGCAUAUUCCUUGUAACGUUCGGCCUCUGCGUCAAGGCACUGUUGUGUGUGAGGGACCAGCUGGUGCUAAAACCGUUGAAAGAUGUGAAUUGGGGCAUGUUCUGUGUCGCUGUUCUAAUGCUCAUCUUCGCCACAUUCGACGUUGCUUUCGGAUUGCGACACAACCUGGAUGCCUUUAUCUUCUACACGGGACCUGGGGGACCUACUGCGGAGUUCCAGGACCUUAGGUCCUGGAUUAACAUUAUGAAGACAGUUGAUUUUGUCGCACAAACUUCGAUAGGCGACGCUAUACUAAUAUACCGCUGCUGGAUGAUCUAUGCAGGACGAAUAGUCGUCAUUCUAUUCCCAAUCGCGCUGUGGCUCACGACUCUCGUCGCCGGAGCGAUGAUGAUCUGGGUUGAGAACACGACCGAAAGGAACGCGCUGAUUGAGGAUCCGCGCGUAAAACCCUGGCUCGACACCAUCACCGCCUGCACACUCCUCGUCAAUGUCCUCGUCACCUCGCUCAUCGUUUGGCGGAUCUGGCGUGUCAGGUCCAAGGCGGCUGCCGCGACGGUGCAUCCGCACCGGCUGUCCCGGCUUAUGCGAAUCAUCCUCGACUCGGGUCUGCUCUACACAGUUUGUGUGGUCAUCUUCUUCGGCACGACGCUCGCGGGCAGCAAUGCACAGUACGGCGUUUCGGACGUGGUGGUGCAGGUCAUCGGCAUCACCUUCAACUUGAUCAUCAUCCGCGUAAACAACGGCACGGCCGCGGAGGCCAAGCAGUUCACGACGACGUCGGGGGCGCUGCACAGCAUACGGAGCUUCCCUCUGCGCUUCCUGCGCACCCAGACGCUCGACCAGACGGCGUUCACGCUCCCGGUGGAGGCUACGCUCCCGACAGAGGUUGGCGUCGAGGUCUCGGUCUCGCAGCAUCGCGACGAGGAAGACGAGGACGAGAGGCGCAGCAUUACCAAGAGGCGCGACUCGUGGGAGGGCAGCGACGGUUUCGCGGUGUAGAGCCUCGCACGCGUAUGUAUCAUUUUUGUACGAUAGAGGGUUUGUCUCUAUCCCAGGACUCGCUUAUAGAUGCUAAUCCACGUCGUUCGGCUGCACUGGUCCUGCUCUGCACGUCCCACGCUGGACGUGGCCCGCGUGAAAGGGUUGGUUGGGAUCAUCCAGCACGGUAUCUCGUGCCACGGUGGACAUGCGCUCGUAUGCUGCACAUGCCUCGCAGUCAGCAUUGUUCCCCAUCACAUCUGCCCGACGCGCGCACAGCAGGCCGUCACACUGACAGCGUUCUGCUACGCAAGUGCCGCGAGGAAUGGAGAUCUAGCCUGCGGUCAUGCCUCCGCGUUCAACGGCAGGAAGGCCUCGAGAACGGAAGAUGAUACCGCCACGGGGCAGGGAUUGCCACAUCGAUGGCCUCUCAAACUCCUGUGUCUUGUUCCGGCCAACGUCGGCCGCCGAGCAAUGA